Xyrauchen texanus (razorback sucker) is the source of this 1721-nucleotide messenger RNA. RefSeq names its product CD68 molecule (gene cd68). Lineage: Eukaryota; Metazoa; Chordata; Actinopteri; Cypriniformes; Catostomidae. The transcript has 6 exons. The record is from RefSeq and is a predicted model, not a curated record. Gene Ontology annotation, cellular component: membrane. The coding region runs from base 158 to 973 and encodes 271 amino acids.
UGUUGGACAGGUUCAACUUCCUUUUUCAGUGCAGUGCUUCUGUUUCAGACGAAUAAACGAGGACCAGCCUUUCAACAUCAGAUAUUUGUGCCGUUUUACUACUGACAAUCAAGAGAGUUUCUGAAGUCUGUGUCAGCUAAUCGGAAUAAAGGCGAAAAUGAGAAACGGAUUGUUAUUACUGGGUGCACUUCUCAUUGCUGCAACAGCUCUCACCUCAGGUGAAAAUGGUCCAAGUACUACAGCCAGCCAUUUGAAUUCAACAACAUCCCAUUCUUACAUCAACGAAUCUACAGCCAGCCCAAACUCAACAACCCACAGCCCAAACUCAACAACCCACAGCCCAAAAACAACUGCACCACCUGCUCCAACACCUUCAGCCGAACUCACAGUUGGGAAUUAUAACUUAAGUUACAAUGGCAAAAUGUGUUUUCUGGCUAAAGUAGCAAUGCAGAUCCGUGUGAACAGCAGCAAGGUUAAUGGCACAUUCAUUGUUCAAGGACCCAAAACCAAUGUCAGCGGGAGCUGUGGUGAAAAAGUGAUUGAUCUCUUUCUCUCUUUCAAAGAGGGCGAAAUUGCCCUGAAAUUUAGAAAUAAUGAGACAUCAAAAAUGGUCUAUGUUGAGACUUUGGAGUACGACUUGACCUAUGCUUUCAAAUAUGGAGUGUCAAGCAAUUUCAGUGGGAAGAAUGAAUCUCUUCAGCUGUUUGCCGCGGCUGCGGGUCAUUCAUACUCCUGCAAAGCUCAGCCGGUGAACAUGGGAGGCGGUGUGUAUCUGGAUCUCUCCAAUUUAAAGAUUCAGGCCUUCAAUAUAAAGAACAAUGACUUCGGAACUGCUGAUCUAUGCAAGGCUGAUCAACCUAACUACCGGAUUCCCAUCGCUGUGGGCAUUAUCCUCAUCAUCCUCAUCGUUAUUGUAGUCAUUGUUUAUCUUUUCAGCAGGAAACGGAGGACUGAUGGGUACCAGUCACUAUAAAGGACCGCAAAAUUGUUACAUAUGUACUGAUGAACAGGGAUGCCUAGGAUUUGUCCAAGCAAAGUUUUCUAAACGAAAUGCAGACAUGUCACAUCCUAACAAAAGCUGCUGUUGCCAUCAAGAUUUUUACAUCACUAUAAGAUCAUAAUACAACCAGACAAUGAAAGGUUACCUUAGUACAUGCCAUAUUUAGCUCACCUUCAUGAACUUAUCACCUUUUUUAAGAACCUAAAGUAAUCUAAUGUUAAUUAUCAACUGUUGCAUAAAUGUAAGUGUACAUGCCUUUUCUGUGAACGCUCUUUACUGCCUUUUGCACAUCUUGUGUAUUUUCUGUCCUGACUGGCCAAAACAAUAUUCAUCUGAAAAAUAUGUGUAUUACUCUUUCCAAAGAGGCUGUAAAACAUGCAGCAAAAAUCAAUAGAGCUACAAGAAAGGGAGGUUUUAUCUUGUGUAGGUAUAUAAAUUGUACUUUGCAAUUAAUAAUAUAAAGAGAUUUUUAAGCAGGUGCAACUCUGUUUUCAUAGUGCGAUAAGUAGACUUUUGCUCUUUUUUUUUUUUUUUCAUUAAUAUUUUUUUUUAUUUUUUAUUUUAUUUUUAUUUUUUUUAACUGAAGAGCUUUACUGUCCUGUAUAGUAAUCAGAUGCUGUAACUGAAGCGGAGCCAUACAAUGCAAAAAUGCACUGAAUAAAGGGAUUAAUAUGCAAAUGUAUAAUUUGGUUUACAGCUAUUAAAAUCUUUAAGAAACACC